UUCAGGGUGCCGGGAAACUAAGAUUGCGCAAUGCCUCAACGCAGGUGCGCCGGCUUCUCGACAGUCGCGUCUUAUGGAUGCUAUGAUGAAAAAUAGAACUGAUUUUCAAGCUCUUCAAGCCAAAUUUCAGGAGCAUGAUGUAAGAAAGAACAAACCCAAUGGUAACUUAAAAGUAGCAGAGUCUGAGGGUUCAUGGGCACCCGAAGCAACAGCACUUUAUGAUUCUCAAACAGAACUAAACAUAACCAAGAGUGACAAUAUUGAAACAGUUAGUCCUCACAAUGCUGCCAUUCAACAGUCCAGUGCAAAACCUCCUGCUUCUUCUCUUCCUCUUGCAAAGCCAAGAGUUGUCUCAAAGCCUGUCCACUUGAAUCUGUUUGAAUGGAUGGAACCCAACGUUGCAAUGGAUAGUAGAGGAAGACCUGAAGAUCUUACCAACUCCAAUCGGGCAUCAGGGGAUAUUCAAGCAUCAGGAUUCAAAACGUUUGAAGAUAAUCAAGGAACUAACCGAGACAGCAAACUCGCAUUUAAGGAAAGAAUAAGUAUUUGGGAGAAUUCUUCAUGUUCUGGUAUAGAAGCUGACACACCGAGUCAAAAAUUAAAAUGCAGUGCACUCCCUCCUUCAUUAGUAAACUUGAGAUCAAAAGCUUUGCCUGAAACUCCUUACAAGGUCACUUACCUUUCAAGAGGCAAUCGAAUAAUGGGUCCAGGGGAGCAGAUAUCUGGUGUCAGGAAUGGGAAGGCACUCCAGAUUGAGGAGCCAGCUUCGGUUAUCCAUAGCUGUGAAGAUUCUCAAGUAGCUACUAAUUCUAAACUAACUGUCCCAUUUUAUGAACUAGAAGUUGAUCUUUCUACUCCUCGAAAUGAACAAAGAGGACUCAAACAAGAUAAUGUUCUCAAAUCAGGGUCUUGGGACCUGUUGAGAUUGGAUAACUGUGGGAGAUCAAAACUCAUUGAUGAUAAAAGGGGACAAAAUGUCAUGGGGAGCGAGCAUCUGCAUAAGUCCAUACAGAUCCGGGAACUUCCAUCCCUUGAAGUAUUGGGACCUCCUCCUGGGAAACCACCCAGACCAUUCACAAUGGAUCUCAGUAUAUUAGAGAAUAUAAAAAUGGACAGUUGUUGUUCAUGGGAAUCCUCUAGGAAUAAUGACAUAUCUGCAUCACCCAAAACACAACCAGGAAAAGAAGACAGACUAAGCACUGAAAGCAAUGUGCAAGAAGGAGAUAAUGAGAAGAUGCGACAUCACCAAGAAAUAGAGCUGGAAAAGAAAUUGGAAAACCAAGCAACCAAAGACAAAGAAUUAAACCAAGUUAAGGGAUAUGAAAAUAAAAAUUUGAGAGAAUUACAGAAAAAAUUCAAUCUUACAGGUUCAGAGGUUCCAAUGUAUAAAGUCCAAAUACAAGAGUAUUUAAAAGGAGGGAAAUUGAAUCUCAAAGUGAAACCCGGUGAAGUGGUGGAAAUUAUACGGAUGAUUGACUGUCCUGCUGGGAAGUGGUUGGCUAAAACCCAGGAUGGGAAUUAUGGCUAUAUCCAGAUUGGUGCUGUAAAAAUGAAUAAUGCUGAAAUGAAAGAAAUUAGUAAUAGAAUGUCAAAAUCUCUACAGAUGGUUGAGGAGAUAUACGAUGAUGUAGACCUGCCUGAUAUGACUACUGAACAUUCUAUUAAAAUGUUCAAUAGCAUUGAACGUGAACCAUGCCAUGAAACAACGGAUACUAAAAAUGAACGUGAGAAAAGCAGAUACAGUGCAAAUACGAUAGAUCUACUGGCUAAAAUAUUACACAUAGGAAAAGAAAAGACAAAAAAGGGCCAUGAAAGCAGUCCUUCGCAGCAAUCUGAAUGUGGAUUGGCAUCAAAUGCUUAUGAUGAUGUCAUAAGCGAGGCAAUGACAUCUAUUGACAGAAGAUCUCAGAUCCAUUCUGCUGAUAACGAAGCACUCCAUGAAGAAAUGUAUGAUGAUGUGGAACCGGUUCGCUCGGACACUAUAAAAAGAGACCAAAUAAAAGAAUUGGAAACGUUGUCCAAGAAAGAGAUUGGUGAUGGAGGAAACGAGAAGAAAAUAAAGAAAAUAAAUAAGUCACUGGAUCAUCUCAGUGUUAAUUCAGGAUCAGGAUCCACUUUAUCUUUAACUACUGUUGACAGUGAUGAAAAUAGUGUGUAUGAGGACAUUCCCAAUGUUAAGGAACUCAGUGAUUCAGAAAGCAAAAGUUCUAAAUCAGACACAACUAAAAGAAACUGGGGAAAAGUCUUCCGGAAGCGUGGAGAAAAUGCAAAGAAGACAGGAGAGAUGAAAUUGGAAGAAGGUAAAAGGGAGAAAGUGAAAGGAAUAUUCAAAAUCAAAAGGAAAGAUCUAAGUGCAGAAAAGGAAUCAAAACUAAAUGAAAUGAAAAUGUUAAAUGAGCAAGAAUUUAGAGAAAAUUUUAAUUACACCAAGGAGAUUGUUGUGGAGAAUGUUGCAGUUGUGGAGCAGAAUGUUGUGCAAGGGCAGGAAGGAUCCUUAUAUUUACCAGUAAAGUCUGGAGAGAAGCUGGAAGUAAUAGAUAUUGGAGAAGACAACCUAAUAAUUUGUCGGAAUGCUGAUGGUAAAUAUGGUUAUGUCCACGUACGAUAUCUGACAUUUGGAACCUGAGUUAAAGUGGAUACCAUGCUUCAAAGAACUUCAUAUUUGAAUUAUUGCAUUUUAAUUUUAUGUAAUAUACAAUUUCUUUCAGAAUUUUAUAAAGUUAGCUUUAAUACACAAACCACCGCAAGACGCUGGAAUGUUUCCUUAAUAAUGCCAUUGAAAAUAUUUUUGGGAUUCACAUUUAAAAUAAAUUAUUGAAAACGGUAGCUGGUCACAUGUCAGUUUGUUAAUGUAUUAUUUGCUUAUUUAGUUGGAGUGGACCAAUCAAGUGUGACAGUGGAAAAGUGUGUAUGGAACUGGAGGAGGUAGUGGAGGUACUUAAUACUUUGCUUUUGUAUUCUUUACGGAAAUGAACUUUGGCGAUUGUAGGGAUGACUAACAGUGCAUAUAGACAUUAAGAAAGAGCAUGUGCUGGAGCUUUUAGAAAGCAUCAAAUUGGAUAAGUCACCGGGACCGGACGAGAUAUAACCCAGGCUAUUGUGGGAGGCGAGGGAGGAGAUUGCUGAUCCUCUGGCAAUGAUCUUUGCAUCAUCAAUGGGAUGGGAGAGAUUCCAGAGGAUUGGAGGGUUACAGAUGUUGUUCCCUUAUUCAAGAAAGGGAGCAGAGAUAGCCCAGGAAAUUAUAGACCAGUGAGUCUUAUUUCAGUGGUUGGUAAAUUGAUGGAGAAGAUCCUGAUAGGCAGGAUUUAUGAACAUUUGGAGAGGCAUAAUAUGAUUAGGAAUAGUCAGCAUGGCUCUGUCAAAGGCAGGUCAUGCCUUACGAGCCUGAUUGAAUUUUUUGAGGAUGUGACUAAACACAUUGAUGAAGGUAGAGCAGUAGAUAUAGUGUAUAUGGAUUUCAGCAUGACUUUUGAUAAGGUACCCCAUGCAAGGCGUAUUGAGAAAGUAAGGAGGCAUGGCAUCCAAGGGGACCUUGCUUUGUGGAUCUAGAACUGGCUUGCCCACAGAAGACAAAAAGUGGUUGUAGACAGGUCAUAUUCUGCAUGGAAGUCGGUGAACAGUGGUGUGCCUCAGGGAUCUGUUCUGGGACCCCUAUUCUUUGUGAUUUUUAUAAAUGACCUGGAUGAGGAAGUGGAGGGAUGGGUUAGUAAAUUUGUUGAUGACACAAAGGUUGGAGGUGUUGUGGAUAGUGUGGAGGGCUGUCAGAUGUUACAGUGGGACAUCGAUAGGAUACAAAACUGGCUGAGAAGUGGCAUAUGGAGAUCAACCCAGAUAAGUGUGAGAUGGUUCAUUUUGGUAGGUCAAAUAUAAUGGCAGAAUGUAGUAUUAAUGGUAAGACUCGUGGCAGUGUGGAGGACCAGCAUUAUCGUGGGGUCCAAAUCCAUAGGACCUCAAAGCUGCUGUGCAGGUUGUCUCUGUGGUUAAGAAAGCAUACGGUGUAUUGGCCUUCAUCAACCGUGGGAUUGAGUUCAAGAGCUGAGAGGUAAUGUUACAGCUAUCUAGGACCCUGGUCAGACUCCAGAUGGAGUACUGUGCUCAGCUCUGGUCAGCUCACUACAGGAUGUGGAAACUAUAGAAAGGGUGCAGAGGAGAUUUACAAGGACGUUGCCUGGAUUGGCAAGCAUGCCUUAUGAGAAUAGGUUGUGCUUGAAAAAACCAUCCUCGCUGUUCAGGAACCUUUGAAGAAUCUGGAAGAUCGAUAUCAGACACUUAAGCGGAGUACUCAUAGAAUUGAAAGGGAAUUCAAAUUAAUGAAUCAAACUAUUAAAGAGCAGGAUUUGAAGUUGUCUUUCAUGGAAAAGAAAAUUAAUGAGACUACUUCAGAAUUAUCAAGAAUUAAGAAGAAAACGAUUGAUUUGGAAAGCAGAAAUCACAGGAUGAAUCUACGUAUACUGGGUUUGCCUGAAAAUACGGAAACCGGUGAGCCAUUAAAGUUUUUUUCGAACAUGUUAUAUUCACUUUUUAGUGACAUUCUUGAAGCCUGUCCGAUAUUGGACAAAGCCCACCGAAUUCGGCGUCGUAAACCAUCAGCCGAAACUAAACCACGCCCUGUAAUUCUGUGUGUGCAUUAUUUUACAACCAAAGAAGCUAUUCUUCGGAAUGCAAGGAAAAGGGAUAAGCUAAUCUAUAAUGAAGUUAAGAUUCAUUUAGUUGAAGAUUUUACCCCAGAGAUUUAUGCUGAAAGAAUUAAAUAUCGCGAAGUGAUGGCAGAACUUUUUAAAAUUAACUGUUGGCUGUAGCUGCGUUAUCCGGCUCGUCUGAUGAUUACUCCACCCAAUGCUCGUCUAAAACGGAUUGACUCUCCAGAAGAUGGUUGGAAAUUUAUAAAAGUUUAAGUCCACUUCGUAAGCUAUUUGAAAAGUCGAUCCUUAGCUGGGAGUGGUUUGUAACGCCGUUGAUGAAACUCCGCUCUUCGUUUUAUCAAUGCCCAGACACAGACUGGGCUAACUCAUUUAGAUCUGUUGUUGUUUGCUUUAACAGUUAAUGUUGCUUUGAAUUUAACACAUAUAUAUUUACUUAUUUUUUCUUUGAUUUGUAAGUCUUUAAUAUUAGUUGUAUAUUAGUUGAUUAGAUUUAUCCUUUCUUUGAAUACAUAGCUGCGUAUAUUAAAUGGACUUAAGAUGGCUGUCGUUAAUUCAGUCUUAUCUACUGUUAGACAUAAUAUGAAAAUAUUUGGAAUCUGUUUACUUCUUUAUGUAUUCUUUGUUGUCUCCUUUUGGUGAUGGUAACCUUGUAAAUGGAGCUGCCAGCUGGAGACAAGGGUUAGAGGUUAUUAGAUUAGCAAGCCAUUUGCCUGUUGGACGGUUUCUGGGGGAGAUGGGUGGGUCUAUUAGGUUAGUUUUUUUUUCGUCUGGGUAGUCCUGAGGGAUUUAGGCUGUGCCUGCGCAUUAGAUUAUAAAAUUAAACUUUAAAUAUGGAUCUUAAUAAAAUUAAUAUAAUAUCUUGGAAUUUAAAUGGUAUGAACCAACCUAUAAAGCGCAGAAAGAUUUUUAAGAAAUUAAAACCACUUCCUGCAGAUAUUUUUGCGUAGGAGACUCGUAUCCGUAGGCAGGAUGAAAAUUGCUUUUUUAAAUUUUGGAAGGGACUCUUAUUUCAUUCUUUAUCAGUAAAUAAGAGGGGUAUCUAUUUUUAUUAAUUCUAAAAUCCCUUUUGUUCAUUUUAAUACUGUUACUGAUUUCAUUGCAAGAUAUUUGUCACUGGUUUGUUAUGUGGUCAAGAGGUGGCUUUGGUGUGUGUACAUGCACCUAAUAUAGACAGCCCUGAAUUUUUUAAGAAGCUGUUUUCUAUAUUGCCGAAUUUAAAUGAGUAUGAGUUGAUUAUGGGCAGUGACUUUAACUGCUGUCUCAAUCCAUUGAUUGAGAUCAUCCACCAAUCCGUCGCUUCCUAAUAAAGCUGCGACUUGUAUUAAUUUUUUUAUUAGAAUACGGUCUGGUCGACAUUUGGAGAUUUAAAUAUCCUAAAGAAAAAGAUUUUUCGUUUUUUCCCAUACGUAUACCAUAAAUAUUCAAGAAUUGAUUAUUUUUUGUUGGAUACGCAGUUGGUGCCCUCUGUUGUUGAAUGUGCGUAUGAUGUGAUUGCGUUGUCAGAUCAUGCACCUAUGAAACUAACUUUGGAACUUUCUGAUAAUAUUCAGAUACCUCAGUGAAGAUUUAAUGUUUCAUUGUCACAAGAUUCAACUUUUGUAAAUUUUAUUAAAAAGCAAAUUUCUCUAUUUUUUUAAUUAAAUACAACUGAGGGAAUGUCAAAUUUGGUUAUUUGGGAUACGAUGAAAUCUUUUCUUGGAGGACAUAAUUUCAUAUUCAGUAGGUUCAAGAAGGAAAACUAAGGCGGAACUUUUACUGAUCACUAACAGGAUUAAAGAAGUAGAUAAACUCUAUUCAGUAAUGCCUAGUGAAGAUCUCUUUAAGGAAAGGGUGGAACUCCAAGCACAACAUGAUUUGCUUUUGACUUUUCCCAUUGAACAGCAACUUCUUAAAUCCAAAAGCCAAUUUUAUAUACACGGAGACAAGUCAGGCAAAUUAUUAGCUAGUCCGUUAAAAGCAAAUAUGGGUAGAAGACAGAUCCUGAAAAUACAAAGACCUGAUAGAACUGCAACGGUAGAUCCUUAUGAAAUUAUUAAGACAUUUAUGGAUUUCUACUCUAAUCUUUUUGAGUCUGAAUUUUCAGAUAUUACCUUUAUGAAUAGUUUUUUGCAAAAAUUGAAUAUACCUGAAAUCUCUAUUCAAGAUAUGAGCAGAUUAGAUGCAUCUAUUAAACAAGAAGAAAUAUCAAGGGCUAUACCCUCUCUCCAAUCAGCUAAGGCUCCAGGACAGGAUGGAUGUACAGUGUAAUUUUAUAAGACUUUUACUGAUAUACUUAUACCUCAUUUAUGUCAAAUUUUCACUGAUUCUAUAUCCUCUGGGACUCCCCCGGAAACUUUCUAUGAAGUUUCAAUCUCUUUAAUUCCUAAAAAAGAAAGAUUUAUCUGAAUGCACCUCUUAUAGACCAAUUUCUCUAUUAAAUGUGGAUUUUAAAAUUCUCGCUAAGAUCUUGGCUAAUAGACUUGAGAAAAUUUUACCUACUGUUAUUUCCAAUGACCAAACUGGAUUUAUUAAAAAUAGAUAUUCACAUUCUAACAUUUUAAGAUUAUUAAACAUUAUUCACUCUUCUCCAUCUAAAGAAUCUGAAUGUGUUAUUUCUCGUGAUGCAGAGAAAGCCUUUGAUAGGGUGGAGUGGUCUCACUUAUUUGAGGUUUUGGAAAGAUUUAAUCUUGGCCGGGAUUUCCUGGAUCAAACUGAUCUAUCAUUUUCCUAUGGCUGCUGUUAUAACUAAUAAUCAAAAAUCUCCCUAUGUUAGAUUAUAUAGGGGUACUCGACAGGGAUGCCCUCUUAGCCCUUUAUUAUCUAACUUGGCCUUAGAACCCCUUGCUAUUGCUCUUAGAGAUUCUAACACUUCAGGGUAUUAGAAGAGGGGACAAAAUACACAAGGUUUUGCUAUAUGCAGAUGACCUGUUAGUUUGUCUUUCAGAUCCUAGGAAAUCUAUUCCUUCUAUGUUAUCUAUAUUUUCUGAAUUCAGAGGUUUUUCUAGGUAUAAAUUAAAUUUACAUGGAAGUGAGCUAUUUCCAAUUAAUAAUUACUCUGAUCCAAAUCAUCAAGUACCUUUUACUAUUGCUAAAAAUAACUUUACCUAUCUUGGUAUUAAAGUUGCUAAAUUUUUUUAAGGAUCUCUAUACAUAUAAUUUUUUUCCAUUAAUUGGCUACACCAAACAAAUGCUUUCUAAAUGGUUGCCAAUGACAUUAUCAUUAAUAGGUUGAAUUAAUGCUAUUAAAAUGAUAAUUUUACCAAACUUUUUAUAUGUAUUUCAGGCAGUUCUUUCCUUUGUUCCUAAAAAGUUCUUUGACAGAAUAGAUUCUAUAAUCUUAUCUUAUAUUUGGAACAAUAAAAAUCCUAGAUUAAGUAAACCCUUAUUGCAGAAAUUAUAAAAGGAUGGUGGUAUGGCUUUGCCUAACUUUAGAAUGUACUAUUGGGCAAUUAAUAUUCGAUGUAUUACUUUUUGGAUUCAUUAUUCAGAUAUACAUGAAUGUCCUUCAUGGUUGGAUUUGGAGAAAAACUCGGUGAAAGGAUGCUCUUUGGCCUCUUCACUGGGAGCUCCUCUUCCCUUUUUGUUUUCAAAAAUUAGUACACAAGCUUUUAAUCCCAUUAUUAAACAUACAUUGAGAAUUUGGUUUCAGUUUCAUAGAUUUUUUGAGUUAAAUAGUUUUAUUCUUUCUAGUAAUCCAUCUCAAUUUUUUUAAGCAAUCAAUUUUGGAUAAGGCCUUUUUAAUUUGGAAAACCAAGGGAAUAAUAACUUUUUCAGAUUAGUUUUUAGGGGACUGUUUAAUGUCUUUUUCUCAGUUGAUGGAUAAAUAGGAUUUAUCUAAUGUACAAUUUUUUAGAUAUUUACAAAUUACGAAUUUUUACGUGGUUUGUUGCCAAAUUACCCUUCUGCUUAUCCACCUAAUAUGACAGACACUCUAUUUCAGUUUAAAACCUUUCAAAAAGGGUUGAUAGCUAUAAUCUAUAAACGGUUAUUGAACACGAAUGAUAUCUAAUGAUAAAAUUAAACGCUUUUGGGAAUCGUAAUUUCAAGAGUCACUUUCAGAUAAUCAAUGGAGAAAAAUUUUUCAUUUGGUUAACAACUCAUCUAUUUGUGCCCGUCAUUCCUUGAUACAGUUCAAGGUAGUGCACCGGGCCCAUAUGUCAAAGGAUAAGCUAGCGCGUAUUUUCUCCAAUAUCAAUCCUAUUUGUGACAGAUGUAAUACUGAGCUGGUCACUUUAACUCAUAUGUCUUGUAUAAAGCUAGAUAACUUUUGGAGAGAUGUUUUUAAAAUGCUAACAAAAGUUUUGGAUCUGGAUCUACAACCUAAUUUGCUUACAGCAAUUUUUGGGAUUAUCCCAUUGGAAGCAGGAAAUAUUCCUGUUUCUGCUCAACAUACGAUAGCCUUUUCAACCUUACUGGCUAGGAGAGCCAUUUUAUUGAAGUGGAAGGAUUCUAAUCUACCUACGGUCUUUUAUUGGCUCUCCUCCAUUAUGUCCUGUUUCAGUUUAGAGAAAAUAAGUUGUCAGAUAUUUGAUACAUCCUUUAAAUUUGAGUAAAUCUGGUGACCUUUUAUCCAAUAUUUACAUUUAAUUUGAUUUAUUACUCCUUCAAUUUUUUUUUCUAAGUUUUAGAUUUGAUCAGAAAGUCUUUCUUUUUUUGGUCCUAUCCUCAAAAUGGACUGCCCAAUCCCUUGUUUUUUUUUUAAAUAUAGUGUAGUGGUUUUUUUUCCUCUUCAUUUAAAACUCAAUGUUUUUUUUCUUUUCAUAAACUGAUAAGGA
Mobula hypostoma (lesser devil ray) is the source of this 9397-nucleotide messenger RNA. Its product is annotated as FYN-binding protein 2. Gene Ontology annotation, cellular component: plasma membrane. Gene Ontology annotation, biological process: protein localization to plasma membrane; T cell receptor signaling pathway; integrin-mediated signaling pathway. Lineage: Eukaryota; Metazoa; Chordata; Chondrichthyes; Myliobatiformes; Myliobatidae. Gene Ontology annotation, molecular function: protein binding. The record is from RefSeq and is a predicted model, not a curated record. The coding region runs from base 74 to 2626 and encodes 850 amino acids. The transcript is spliced from 21 exons.